CCCAACCGCCCGGGGGGGGGGGCGUACGGGAGCUAUAACAAGUGAGUGAGUAGACAUAGUGCGACGGAAUCCCUCAAAUACCUGAGACCGUUCUGCUAGAUCUAUAAACCAGCGCAAAAAUCAGUUGGUGUACACGAACGGGCGGGAAGAUAUUGGAUGUUGAAGUUGUGCGCGGAGACUAAGCAGGCACAAUUAAUGGUCCCCUGUUUGACCUAUGCUCAAGAUGCUGUUCUCAGUCCGAUUUGCGAUUGUUUUGGGGAUGACAUACCUUACGCUUGGAUAUUUAUAUUCAUUUGUAUAUUAUCUUCAACCAAACAUGCAUGGAUCAAGUUCUGAACCGUUCAAACAUGCAGUUCAUGUUUAUAAAAAAACAAAGAACUUGGAUCUUCCUUUUCUGUUUAUUAUCAUGGAGAACAUGUUGUCGAUAUUGUCGGAGGAUAUGUGGAUAAACGCUUCCAGUUGCCAUGGUUGCCGUCAACUAUAAGUCAGUUGUUUACUGUUUCUAUGGUUGUUGUGCCAUUCACGUUUGCCAAGUUGUAUCAAGAGUAGGGGCACUGUGUUUCUCACUUUUUUUGUAGUGGAUUGUUGAGUAUUGAAUCUUCUAUUCAGCACUAUCUUCCACAGUUUUUGGUUCCGAAUAUCACAGUAUCAGACUUACUCACACACCAGGUAUUAUGUCAAGCUUGCUAAUAUUAAAAGUCCGGAUUUCCAUAUUUUAUGGGUAAUUUAUCUUUAGCUAAGUGGCGAGAUGAUCACAGAAAUGCAUUACAUGAUAUUAUCAAUCAGAUACCACCUGCCAUACCAAAAACUCAAAUGUUUCACUUACACUCAUUGGCCUUACUAUCUGAUGCAAUUGUACGCAGAAUCGAUCAAAAAAGGCGAACCUUAGCUCGUUAUUUUAUGGAAGAAAUUGCAUGGCCUCUUGGUUUAGAUAUGCUUAUCGGGAUUCCACGUACUCAACUUUAUCGUGCUGCUAGAACUUAUCACGCUAGCGCUAACAGUGUAUUGUAUGCUGCUUUGUACUUAGAUUUUAAAUAUGCUUGGACAAACCUAGUUACUUCUAAGUGGCUCCCUUAUUCAAAGGAGAGAAAUAUGGCAUUAAAUGUGUUUAGUGAUUAUGAGAUCUACUAUAAUUGGAAUCCUGAUUUGCUUGAAGUUCCGCUGGCCUCAACACAUCUUUUCACGAAUGCACGCAAUUUAGCUCGUCUGUUCACUCUUCUGGAAAACUCGGAGGAUAAAACCUCACCUCACAAUCGUCCUUUUGCUUUUAAGAAACCAGUACGAGAAUGGAUGCUACAAGUUCUAAAUACUUCUUCUUACGAUCCAGUUCUCCACCGAGAUUUGAAAUUGACUUCUGCAGGCUUCAUGAUCACCAACUCACCACAGGACACCUUAAUGUUCGGAAUGUGGGAUGAUAUUCUCGGUCAAGGAGUUUUCAUUGAUCCAAAGAAGCAAUUAACCUGGGCUUAUGUCACAAAUCAUGCUCAUGGACGAUCGAUUAUUAGUGAUCCUAUUCUGAAUUCUUUAAUUCGUGCUGUCUACUCUUGCAUUGAAAAAUAAUGUGCCAUGUUCAUAGAGCAAUGUACAAUAAAUUAUGUGAAUAGUCAGUGAUUCACUAAAUUUAUAUACCUUCAAAAACCGCUUAUUUACUCGAUGUUUUGAUGAAGAACCGAAUUAAUUGCCUUUGAAAAUGCUUUUAAGAACGUGUACAUUUUUAAUAUUUGUUAUUUGUGUAAUUUCUUUACGGUUUCUAAUUUCGAUAACAUUUUAAUGACUUUAUUGAACCAAAAGUAUGUAUACUGUGAUCAUAGGAAUUCGCAUCACUUGGAUAAAUUAUAUAAAGGUGUAUUAAAUUUCAAGCACAUUUUCUCAACCACUAAACAAAAUCAAGAUACUCAUUAGCUAGUCAGUACAGUUUCCCAAUAAACGUAGCUUGAAAACUGUGUUAUGAAGGUAUAAUCUAGUAUUC
Messenger RNA from Heterobilharzia americana, 1969 nucleotides. The record is from the annotation of a GenBank genome assembly. Lineage: Eukaryota; Metazoa; Platyhelminthes; Trematoda; Strigeidida; Schistosomatidae.